AUGGAACCAGAGCUGUCCCCUGCCGCUCUCCUCAAGGCUAUCACAGCCCUCACAGCCACAGUUGGGUCCCUGCAGGACCAAAUCCGUGCUCAAAGCCAGCAAAUCACCAAGCUUAGAGCCAUAUGCAAGGAAACAGCGGACCUCCUUGGGGAUAAAGACCAAGGAGCCCCCCAAACCCAGCCUGGCCCAACAACUGGGCCUACUACCCCUCCUACACAUACAGGAGGGGAAGUCCACACUCCAGGCACGGUUAGGCCUGGACUCAAGGCCCCGUUCCGCCCCUCUAGAGGAAUGGGUUAUGACUCAGAAGAGGAAGAGGAACCCAAGAGAGCCCCAAAGAAAGAGCCUAAGCUCUCUUACACCCUUCAAUUCAGGGGGGAUUCCAGGGGAAGAAAGGCAACCCAGUGGCUAGAUUGCAUGCUACUUUGGGUUGCGCUUCAUCGAGACCAAUUCAAUGAAGAAGAGCAGAUGGUUGUGUGGAUACUAUACCACAUGACAGACAAGGCAGCCAACUGGGCACUUCCCCUCAUUGGGGCUAUUAUCAAGGGCAAGGGCAACCCUCCAACCACCAUACCGGCCUUAACGGCCAAAUUCAAGGAGGCCUUUGACGACCCCGAUGCCAAGAGGGCUGCUGCCAGAAAAAUUGCGGCUCUCUCCCAAACUACCACAACCUCUGAGUAUGUCACGGAGUUCCGCAACCUCAUAGCGGAAUUAGACUGGAACAAAGAGGCCUAUAUUGCGCAGUUCACGCGAGGCCUCCACUGGAAAGUCAAGGAACUGCUAUCAACCAAGGAUAGUGUUCCCAAUGAACUCAAGGCAAUUUUUGCGGCCUCUAUCAAAAUUGACAACAUCCGCCGCGAAAAUGAGGAGAAUUGCCCUAAAAAGGCACCAGCCAAGUCCCCGGCCACUGUGGCCACCUCCACUACCACCACCAGGGUCCGCCUGUCCGAGGACCCCAAUUAUGUCACUCCGGAGGAACGGGAUUGUCGCCGCGCAUCAGGACUUUGCGUCAAGUGCGGUCAGAAGGGCCACGGGAUCAAACAAUGUCCCAAUGGCUGGAAGGCUACCAUCAAGGAGGUAGCUAAGGUUGCAGAGGAAGAAGGGUCGGGAAAAGACUAA
This is a messenger RNA of Rhizoctonia solani, 1119 nucleotides long. RefSeq names its product Retrotransposon-derived protein PEG10. The transcript has 2 exons. Gene Ontology annotation, molecular function: zinc ion binding; nucleic acid binding. The record is from RefSeq and is a predicted model, not a curated record. Lineage: Eukaryota; Fungi; Basidiomycota; Agaricomycetes; Cantharellales; Ceratobasidiaceae. The coding region runs from base 1 to 1119 and encodes 372 amino acids.